Molecule: messenger RNA, 2724 nt
Organism: Lodderomyces theae
Lineage: Eukaryota; Fungi; Ascomycota; Pichiomycetes; Serinales; Debaryomycetaceae
Product: hydrolase
Exons: 1
Coding region: 1-2724 (907 amino acids)
Biological process (GO): carbohydrate metabolic process; ergosteryl 3-beta-D-glucoside catabolic process
Molecular function (GO): steryl-beta-glucosidase activity
Source: RefSeq, a predicted model, not a curated record
AUGUUCAUCCAGGAUGCUCUAAACUCGGCGAGGUACGCACAAGAUGCCGUGAGUGAAAAAGUUCGAUUGUACCUGGCGACAUCAAGUAUAUCUCCAGUCGGCGUUAAGCCUCUUCGAAGGAGCUAUUCCAUAUCCGACCCUAUUCCUGACACCGAAAACACCGGAACUUCGGUACUUGAAUGUGUGCCCUUGGAGACAGACAAGAAUGGGAAUUUCUUCGACCCUUCGACUGGACGAAUAGUGGUUCUUAAAGGCAUUAAUGUGGAUGCGCAGAUGAAGUUACCAGUGGAACCAUACAUGCCAUCAUAUAAAGGAGACCCAACAAAUCCGAACGACAUUUUCUUCGAAGGAGACACUGUAUCAUUUGUAGGGAGACCAUUCCCCUUGGAAGAGGCACGAUCGCACUUUGAAAGAAUCAAGAGCUGGGGUUACAACACAAUACGGUACUUGUUAACUUGGGAAGCAGUUGAACAUGAGGGUCCAGGGAAAUAUGAUGAGAAAUUUGCCGACUACACUUUGGAAAUGUUGAAGAUUAUUGGAGAGGUGGGUGGUUUGUAUGUUUUCCUCGAGUUUCAUCAAGAUGUUUGGUCGAGGUAUUCAGGCGGUAGUGGCGCACCUAUGUGGACAUUUUAUGCUGCUGGACUUGAUCCUAAGAAAUUCACCCUUGCUGAUUCGGCCAUACUCCAUAAUGAGCCUAGGUUUUGCGAUGGCAGUGACGUGUACCACAAAAUGUUGUGGACGUCAAACUACAAACGCUUGGCCCCUUUAGUGAUGUUUACGAUGUUUUUUGCUGGCAAGCACUACUUUCCAAACUUGAUAAUGAAUGGAGAGAAUAUACAAGACUUUUUGCAAAAUCAUUUCUUGGGAUCAGUUGAAUUCAUAUGGAAACGAGUUUGUGAAGGUGUACCUCAUUUACUUGAUAACGGAACGAUUUUAGGCUUUGAGUCAAUGAAUGAGCCAAACUGUGGCUUGAUAGGGUAUCCGAAUAUUGGCCAAUUGCCAGACUUUCAACAGCUACGUGUAGGCACUACACCCACAGCAUUUCAAUCAAUGAGGCUUGGUAUGGGGUUUGCGUGCGAGGUUGACGAGUAUAGGAUAACGGUUACUGGGCCGAGAAAGUAUGGCACAAAGAUUGUUGACCCAAAAGGUGCCAAGGCAUGGCUAACCGCGCAAGAUGCCGCAGCUAUUGAUGCACGUUAUGGAUUCAAGAGAGGUAAAGAGUGGGAGUUGGGGACUUGUAUAUUUGCCGCACAAGGAAUUUGGAGCUGGCCACAAGUUGUCGGAGAAAUGGAAGCAAUGUCACAAGAGCAGAGACUUGAUGUCAGUUCAAAAUGUAAAAUCUUGGAGCCUCAUUAUUUCAGCAAGUCGAUGCCUCAACAUAAUUACGAACUGCACAUAUCUACAGUGGACACUCACACGUUCGUUAAUGCCCAUUUUAGUGACCACAUUGUCAAGUUCAAGAAGCUAAUUCGUCAAUACAGACCAGACGCGUUUGUGAUGCUUCUGACACCAGUUUUGGAGGAACCUCCACAUUUGAAAGAUGACAAGCGAGGCAUCAUUGAUGACAAGGUGAUCUACUGUCCACAUUACUAUGACGGUUUAUCAUUAAUGCACAAGAGUUGGAAUUUCAAAUUCAAUGUUGACACAUUGGGCAUUAUGCGAGGAGCAUAUUUGAACCCGGUGCUUGGUAUUGUGUUUGGAGGAAGGGCGAUUCGCAAUUGUUUUCAAAAACAGUUUUGUGAAAUGAGGCGGGAGUGCAACGAGCACUUGGGGAAAAUACCCAUACUCAUGUCAGAAACAGGAAUGCCAUUUGAUAUGGACGAAAAACGGUCUUACAGAAACGGUAAGUAUAUUUCACAAACAGCUGCGAUGGACGCCUUGUGCAGUGCAUUGGAGAGCGCCAACAUGUCACACACAUUCUGGUGUUAUGAUAGUUGCAACAAUCAUAAAUAUGGGGAUAACUGGAACAACGAGGAUUUCUCCUUUUGGUCUCCCGACGAUCGCAAUUUGACAUUUGAUGAUGAAUGCGAGACGCCUGAAAUUAGAAACGAGACUGAAAGUGCUGGUCGAGCUAGAACAGCUAAAGCGAUUAGAAAAGCAAAUAGGAAAUUAAAGAGAGCAGCCAAAAUGGGCCGCUCUGGCUCGGUUGACAGUACCACGUCAACCACAUCAACCACGUCAACAUCGUCAAGUGAUGGCUACACUGACAUGGAGUCUAGUUCGACCUCACUGUCGUCGUCUGUGAUUUCAUCCACAAGCUCAAAUGUGUAUCGCCGACAAUAUGGAAAAUGUUAUCCUUCUCCAGAUGGAGUCAGAGCACCCGGUGCGGUGAUAAGACCAUAUUUGAUGGCAUCGUUGGGCAGAAUCGUUGCGACAGAAUUUGACAUAAAAUCGGUAAAGUUGUCACUUCAGAUUAUCGUCGAUAAGUCGGAUCCUAGAGUUGAGAAUACUCCUACAAUCAUAUUCGUGCCAAAGUGGCAUUUCCCAUUUUUGGACUAUGGAGAUGUUUUCUUGACUUCGGGCUACAUUAAAUACAACGAGGAGUUGCAGUACAUUGAAUGGUACCAUUGUAACGAUCCAUCACUCAAGGAGGGUGGUGCAACAUCAAGCGAAAAGGAGACUUCAAAGAUGAGCACGGAAACCAUCAUUAUAAAAAACAAUAGCGGCUCUUUAGAGGACGCCAAGACAAUAGAGGAUAAGAAAUUAGGAUGUGCAAUUACUUAG